Chlamydomonas reinhardtii is the source of this 2692-nucleotide messenger RNA. RefSeq lists its product as uncharacterized. Gene Ontology annotation, cellular component: cytoplasm; nucleus. Gene Ontology annotation, biological process: intracellular signal transduction; peptidyl-serine phosphorylation; protein autophosphorylation. Gene Ontology annotation, molecular function: calcium ion binding; ATP binding; calcium-dependent protein serine/threonine kinase activity. The transcript has 12 exons. Lineage: Eukaryota; Viridiplantae; Chlorophyta; Chlorophyceae; Chlamydomonadales; Chlamydomonadaceae. The coding region runs from base 219 to 2060 and encodes 613 amino acids. The record is from RefSeq and is a predicted model, not a curated record.
ACGGAUUGCCUGCCCCAUUCGCCCUUGCCCGGGCCAACCGUGUAGGAGGAGCGGUCAACCAGUUGAAUAGAGUGGUUAAGAGGCCUAGGAGACUGUGCAUGUGAGGCCUGGACUGAGGACACAUCGUCGCUGGUGUUAACAGAAGACGAUCGACCCCCAAAGGGCCAGACAAACACAAAGACCAACACCUCGUUUGCUUCCAGGAUACAGCAGCAGCGAUGGCGAAGGUUGGAACUCUGGAGGUGACCCUCACCUCCGCCUCGUUCGUGAAGGACGUGGAGUUUGUGGGCGUGCUGGGAGUUGGCGUCGGCAAGCAGGACCCUUACGCGGUGCUGGUGCUGGCGGACCAAACCCACCGUUCUAAGACCAUUACGGAUGGCGGCAAGGAGCCAACUUGGAAUGAGGUGUUCACCUUCCGCAACGUGACGCCCGACCAGACGCUGAAGCUGGAGUUCUAUGAUGAGAACGUGGUCUUCCGCGACGUCGCGCUGGGCAGCGGCAAGGUGUCGCUUGGCAACGUGCUGGGCGGUCCCCAGCCGGUGUCGCUGGACAUACCCCUGAUCAGCCGCAAGGGCAAGGCCCGCGGUACCGUGAAGAUGGCGUUCCGCUUUACAGAGGGCAAGACGGCCACUGCCCAGACCACCAACCCGUACGCCCCGGUCUCCAAGACCGUCAAGCCCGGCAAUUGGAUCCUGCCCACGUACGCGGACACGGACUGCUGGAAGGACUACGAGCCGGGCAGCAUCCUGGGUAAGGGUACCUUCGGCACCACUUACUCCGCCACCAACAAGAAGACGGGCGAGAAGGUUGCCGUUAAGGUGAUCAGCAAGAAGAAGCUGGUCAGCGCGGAGGAGAUUGGCGACGUGCAGCGCGAGGUGCAGAUCAUGCACCAUCUGGCGGGCCAUCCCAACGUAGUGUGCCUCAAGGGCGUGUACGAGGACAAGAGCAACGUGUGCCUGGCCAUGGAGGUGUGCAGCGGCGGUGAGCUGUUCGAUGCGAUUGUGAAGAAGGGCCACUACACGGAGAAGGACGCGGCCUCGCUCAUCCGUACCAUCGUGGGCGUGGUGGCGCACUGCCACAACAUGGGCGUCAUUCACCGCGACCUGAAGCCGGAGAACUUCCUGCUGUCGGACCGCUCCGCCGCGGCGGCGCUGAAGGCGACGGACUUCGGUCUGUCGUCCUUCUUCCAGGAGGGCCAGGUAUUUACGGACAUUGUGGGCAGCGCAUACUACGUGGCGCCCGAGGUGCUGAAGCGCGCCUACAGCAAGGAGGCCGACAUCUGGUCCUGCGGUGUCAUCCUGUACAUCCUGCUGUGCGGCUACCCGCCGUUCCACGGCGAGAACGAGAAGAAGAUCUUCGAGGCGGUGGUCACCAAGCCCGUGGACUUCACCAGCGACCCCUGGCCCGCCAUCUCGGAGGCCGCCAAGGAUUGCGUGCGUCGCAUGCUUGUCCGCGACCCCAAGCGCCGCGCUACGGCCACCCAGAUCCUGCAGCACGAGUGGAUGCGCGAGAACGGCUGCGCCGCCGACCAGCCCAUCCAGCUGGAGGUGCUCAGCCGCAUGAAGCAGUUCAGCGCCAUGAACCGGCUCAAGAAGGAGGCGCUCAAGCUGAUUGCCAAGAGCCUGCCCCUGGACGAGAUCAACGGCAUGCGCGAGCUGUUCCUCGAAAUCGACAAGGACAAGAGCGGCACCAUCUCCGUGGAGGAGUUCAGCGAGGCCCUCAAAAAGAAGGGCAUGCAGGGCCUCACGGACGCGGACGUUAGCCGCAUGAUCGCGGAGGCGGACGUGAACGGCGACGGCACAAUCGACUACGAGGAGUUCCUGGCCGCCACCAUCAACCGGUCAAAGCUGGAGCGCGAGGAGCUGCUCAAGCAGGCGUUCUCCAAGUUCGACGAGAACGGCGACGGCGUGAUCACCCGGCAAGAGCUGUUCAACGCGCUGUCGGACCCGGCGCUGGGCGUGGACCCCAAGGAGAUCGAUGAGAUCAUUGACCAGGUGGACCAGGACGGCAACGGCACGAUAGAGUACGGCGAGUUCGUGGCAAUGAUGCGCGGGUUGUAACCGUAACCCGUGCGGCGUCGGCGUGAAGCGUGGCGGGCUCGCGACAAACUGCGAUUGGAACAGUCGACGCGGAGGAGCACUAGCAUCCUGGCGGCGGCGGACGAGCGUGCAGUGCUGGAGGGGCUAUCAGAAGCUGCAGCAGGCGCGGGAUGGUGCUCAGCGCAAGUUAAAGCGAGUGUUGACUGAUGCUGAAGAAAGCGACACGAGGCGAUGGACAGAUGUAUGUGCAGAACUUGCGCAUUGGCACGUGGGUGUGUGGCGUGCAUGGCGCAGCGGCAAAAUGCGCCUACAUGACUGGGCAUGCUUCGUGAGGGCGGUCAGCUUAUGUACUGACGGUUUCUGAAAGUAUCCAGUAGUGGGUUUGGGGUUGGGCGGCUGUGUUUUGACUGUAUUGUGGUGGUGGUCGCGACCAACUGACUUCGAAGCAAUUGUUUAGCGGCGUAGUACGACGGUUAUGUUGAAGAGUCACGGGGACCACUGGGCUUGGAAACCCCGCAGGUGGGGCGCACACAAAGCAUGGUUCGAAUCGAGGACGUCUUGCGGUCAACAUGUACACAUGCUUUGCAGCGCCAACCGACAAGUGGCCUGAGCAACUGCCUAGUGGAAGCAUGUAAGUGUAACUGGCACUCAAC